AUGGCGGCAAGGUGGAGAUACAAUGCUCGACCUUCUGCCCAAGCAACCAACAGUCCCUUAUCUACUAGUAGUCAUCAAUCAAGUGAAGCUACUUUGAAGGAACGGAAUUGGUGGAAACUCGCAGUGGUGGCAUUGGUGCUUGGCUCUUGGUUUCUCUUUCCCACUGUACCCGCAAGCGACUCCUCUGAUGCUGUCGAUGCGGCCGUCCAGGAAUUCUACGUUCCCAGUACUGUGAGUAUUCGAGAGGGUGUUCGUCAAGGUGUUAUAGUCAAAAGAACUCGUGGAGAUUCGGUCUGUGAUUCAUCGCCUCGUUUUGAGAGAAAUGCCUGGGUUCUACUCGCACAAAAGAAGAGUUCUACAUCGGGACGAGACAGCUUGGGUCUGCUGGUCAAAACGCUGGAUCUGUUUCGGCAAAACUACCUAGCCAUUAGCAAUCAUCGAGCAAAUGUGGACAUAUUUCUGUUCCACACGGGAGACUUUGAUGAGGCCGACCUGGAGUACAUCGAGAACCGCCUUGUCCUCAACGAGAAAGAAGGAAAAGGCAUUCUCCGACUGGUAGAUCUCAACAAUACUGUAUAUUGGUCGCUACCAGAUCUACUUCAACACGACAAUCCAGAUUCGUGGAAGGGAAGUGAAAUAUAUCCCGUCGGAUACAGACACAUGUGCCGCUGGUUUGGAAUGCAGCUCUGGCACUUUUUCCAAGAUCUCAACCAACAACAACCACCGUGCAACUAUCGGUACAUUGCACGGCUCGAUGAAGAUUCCUUUAUUCUAUCACCAAUUCAAUACGAUCUAUUUGACCUUAUGCAAUCGCAACAAUACAUCUAUGCCUAUCGCAUGUGUGCCUUUGAAUUGGCCGAAACACUCCCCAAACUAUGGUUCAAAAAGUGGCGCAAGAGUCUGGGCAAUCACUCGCAACGAUACAUUGAUCCCAAUCUCUGUGGCUUUUACAACAACUUUUUCAUUGCUGACUUGCAAUUCUUUCUCUCGCCCAACGUUACCAAGUUCCUCCACGAUAUUGAUCGACGUGGCUUUUUCUAUCGAAAGCGAUUCGGGGACUUGUUGGUGCAUUCCUUGGCGGUCUAUGCCUUUGGCCCUCCGGACCGAAUUCACCGCUUUUUGGAUUUCACCUAUCAACAUACCACCAUUGACUACUUUAAAGAUCGUGAAAAGGAAUGUAUAUCCUGGGGGAGCCUUCAGGCGGGGUACAAUGAUCCUAGCGGCCAAGAGAUUGUCGAACGCUAUUACCAUACUCAUGUCGUCGCGAAGGAUUGCCCUACAGCCAACCUAACCUCCAUUUCGCAAGAGGACUUGUCUCCCACUUACUCACACUUGCCCAACGAUAAAAAGGUAGCGCUCAUGACAUUUCAUGCGGGGAAAGUGGAGCUCCCAGGGCAGGUCAACCGCAAGGCUUCGUACCAACGACGACGGGUACGGCAACUACACAAACGAAAGGAGAUCAAGUAUUUCUUGAUGCAUUUGCAGAAGAUUAAAGUGGAGGAUCGAGCUGCGCAGAUCAAAGCAUCGAACUUGCUCCCAGCUCUAUUUCCGGCUUUCGCCGGUAGUGAGCCAGAAAUGUUGCGCGAAUUCAAUUCUCUGGUGGACACCCUGAAGCUGACGAUGGGGUCAAAGAGAGAAAUUGAAAGGCAGAUUCAGGUAUUGGUUCUUUUGGUUCAAUCUUUUCAGUAUCGUUGCUACUAUACCGAACUGGAUCUGUUCUUGCAAUUUCUUCGUUCGUCAGAGCAGGAUGGCACGCUGGAGCAGCUGCUUCAUGCGCUAGCUGACGACAAGAAGUAUUCACAGUCAGUGAAGUCCCUUUUGGACGGACUUCGAAGUGAAGGAGACGGUAUCGGUUGGAAUCCCGCACCGACCGAUAGCAAAGGCCGAGAUGGCCUUCGCCAGUUGAUGAAUGCUCUCCGGACCAAGGGCGCCUACAAAUCUGGCAUCUUCGAGCCUGAGGCAAGUUCGGCUUCGUCCGAGGAACUUGAGGAAAUGGCCACUUUCUACUAG
This is a messenger RNA of Seminavis robusta, 2010 nucleotides long. NCBI's taxonomy places the organism in Eukaryota, Bacillariophyta, Bacillariophyceae, Naviculales, Naviculaceae. The record is from the annotation of a GenBank genome assembly.